Messenger RNA from Carassius carassius (crucian carp), 1397 nucleotides. RefSeq names its product desmoglein-2.1-like. Gene Ontology annotation, cellular component: plasma membrane; desmosome. Gene Ontology annotation, molecular function: calcium ion binding. Bases 36 to 1397 code for a protein of 453 amino acids. Gene Ontology annotation, biological process: homophilic cell-cell adhesion. NCBI's taxonomy places the organism in Eukaryota, Metazoa, Chordata, Actinopteri, Cypriniformes, Cyprinidae. The record is from RefSeq and is a predicted model, not a curated record. The transcript has 8 exons.
ACAGUUCUUUCGUUCUUACGCUGCAAGCUGCUGACAUGUAUGGAAGCCCUGAAGGAAAUUCUGCUACAGCCACUGUAUUUAUAGAUAUCCUGGAUGUCAAUGACAAUAUUCCUACUUUGGAAAAGGAUGAGUUUUCAGCCAGUAUUGAGGAGAAUGAGGCACCUGUUGAGGUUUUGAGGAUCCAGGCUCUGGAUAAUGACGAAGAGAGGACAGAAAAUUGGUUGGCCGAGUUUGAAAUAGUCUCUGGGAACGAGGAUGGACGUUUCUCUAUUGAAACUGAUCCAAAGACAAAUAUUGGUGUUUUGUACCUGAACAAGCCUGUAGACUUUGAGUCAGUAUCUGAUAUGAACCUGAAUCUAGUUGUUGCAAACAAAGCUCUUCCAGGAGCACCAGGUGCAGCUGGAGCUUCUGGAGCAGGUGGUGGAGCUGGACAAAAGAAAUACUUAGUAAAAAUCAGUGUCAAAAACAAACCAGAAGGCCCAAAGUUCAAGCCAAAGAUCAAGCCUAUAUCUGUAUCUGAGAACCCCCUAAAUACUUUUCCAAGGGUAAUUGACACCUACACUGCUAUAGAAGAAGACACAGGCAAAACAGCAGAAAAAGUCAAAUAUGCAAAAGGAUAUGACCCUGACAACUGGAUUUCUAUUGACACGGAUACGGCUGAGAUCAAAUUGAACAAGGUACCAGAUCGUGAGUCUCCAUUUGUGAUAAAUGGGACCUACUAUGCCAAGAUCCUCUGCAUUACAGAUGAACUGCACUCUCAGACAUCUACAGGGACUAUAGCUUUGCAGGUGGAGGACCUGAAUGAUAACUGCCCCAAACUCCUUAAUAAUGUGCAGAUUGUCUGCAGUGAUACCAGCAUGGUCAAUGCCACAGCAGAAGAUGGAGAUUCAGAUCCCAACGGAGCUCCACUAGAGUUCAGAUUGAUACAAGAGAAGACAAAGGGCAAAUGGAACCUGCAGCAAAUAAAUGAUGUAAGUGCUUCACUGCUCGCUGAAGAUGACUUAUGGCCUGGUUUUUAUGAAGUUACCAUGGAGAUCAGAGACAAGCAAGGACUGGUCUGCCCUGAUGAGCAAGUCCUCCAUUUAGAGGUUUGCACUUGCUCUGAAGGAAUGUUUUGUGGUUCAAAAGUGGCGGCUAUACGCACUACAUCAGCCAGUUUUGGAGCAGCAGGAAUUAGUUUCCUAAUUCUAGGAUUCCUCUGUCUAAUCUUGGUGCCCAUGGCCAUCAUAAAAUGUGAGAAUCAUGGAAAACAUUUUACUGAAAUGCCAUUUGAAACCGAGCAAUAUCUUAUCUCCUAUUGCACAGAAGGAAAAGCAAUGGAGAGGGUAAAAAAUCCCUUCAUGAUCUUGCACAGCUUAUACUACAAGAGUAAAACACUUAUAUCAUGUGACAACUGA